Molecule: messenger RNA, 641 nt
Organism: Terrapene triunguis (Three-toed box turtle)
Lineage: Eukaryota; Metazoa; Chordata; Testudines; Emydidae
Product: phospholipase A2 inhibitor and Ly6/PLAUR domain-containing protein-like
Exons: 3
Cellular component (GO): extracellular region
Molecular function (GO): phospholipase inhibitor activity
Source: RefSeq, a predicted model, not a curated record
UCUGUCUUCUCCUCCUAUGCAGUGGGAAGCAAGACUCAGACAGUUAUCAAAAAGUGUGUGUCCUCCGACCUGUGUAAAGCCAGCCCUUUCUCUGCAAAUUUUGGCGAUGGAAUGACAAGGACAAGCUUCAAAUGCUGCGUGGGAAAUGCCUGCAGAACCACCAAUAUUACAGUGCCCCCGGCCGACACCAAACCCAACGGCCGGCGCUGCCCUGGCUGCUACGCGAUGAACGCUGAUCAUUGCAAUGAGCAAACCAUAAAUUGUACUGGAUCCGAGACCCAGUGUAUUGAUGCCACCGGGACCAUAACAAUUGGUGGACAUAAAAAGCAGACUGUCAUGAAGGGCUGCGCUUCCGAGUCCAUCUGCAUCAUGGCACAAGUGGCUUCGCAGAUGUUCACAGAUAUCAGUGUAGUUCUAACCGAGGUCGAAUGCACAGAGGCCUCCGGCGCGGCAGGCGUGGCUCCGGGACCAGCCGGGCGCCUCCUCCCAGCCCUCGCUGGUCUUCUCCUGCUAAAGCUUCUCUCCUGAUUCCCCACCUGGGGCAAUGGCCACACCGCACUGAAAUCCACCCAGCAGCCUGCGUUAGCUGCUCUCCCACACAGUGGUUCUCGGCUCUCAGAUGGACUCACAUCCCCUUGAUA